GGGGGUAACUUCCCAAAUUUUAGGGUAGGGGUGUCCCGCCGAGACUUCCGAAAUGUUACGCAUUUUUAAACCGGAACUCUGAUAAAGUAGACCCAUUUUGAUACAAGAUUUUUGAAAAAGCAGACCCAUUUGUAUACGAUACCAUUGAGAAAGUGGACCCAUUUCAAUACAAGAAUUUUGAAUGUAACGAUUUCGUCACUUAUUAUACGACGUAUGCUUAUAUAUGACGUCACAGUAUCAUCUUGGUCGAUCAAGCAACAGAUAAAAACAGUCAAGUUACUGCCCGGAGUUACUGCACCUUUCUCGCUACUGAAAUCUACUUUUUUGAUACCCAUUUAUAUACAAGAAUGACAAUUAUCGUACCCAUUUAGAUACUGAUACUUUCAAAUCUAUAUGCAUUUAUAUACAAGCAAAUUUCUGAUUUUAAUACCCAUAUCGAUACUAAGAUGCUCAAAACCAUACCCAUAUCGAUAAUUUUAGUCGAAAAACACACCCCAUAAAAUCGGCACACCCCUAAACACCUGUUUAUAGGAAGUUACCCCACCCGGGGCCUAACGUGAAUUAAAUCGGAAAGCAAAUAUUGCAGAUUUUUUAUGAAUUGUGCGAUAUUUGUAUGGCUUGUUGUACAUUCUUAAAUGUCAAAAGUAUAAUUAUGCAUGGAUUAUAAACAAUGCACGUUACACAAAAUAAGAAAAUGUGAUAAAUUGACAAUUCAAAUAUGUCGAUAUACAGUACAUGUACAUGUGAGAUAAAUCGCGUUUAUAAUAAAUCGUCAAAAAAAAAUGGGGGGAAAAUGACGCAAUAUGUAUGUCAUUUUAUGACGCCAUCAACCGGCUGAUUCAUUGUGCGGAUGGCGAAAAGUUGUGUCAUAUGACUAGAUUUAAAGGUUGAGGGUCGUGUAGUUUUGAAGCUUAAGUUUUCUCGACUUUAUUUCUUAUGAAAAAUCAUUCAGUUGUUGAAUAAAAGGUGGUCCGUGCACGCGACAGGUGUAUCCCGCGGGUUGGGAUAAAGGCUUGUAUAUUCCAUAGGGUGUUAUGCCGUCCGUCAAUGUCGCGUUGAAAAUGGGAUAAAAUGUAUUUAUUAUCGGUAGGGUGAUACAUGUCCAAUGGAGCGGAAAUCAAGAUUUCCACGUGCACCAAUUUGUAGGGUAGAGCGUAGACGUAAUUCAAAUCGUUUUAUUUAUUUAUUCUCUGUUUGUUUAAAGGUUAAUAUUAUGUUUUGCGUGUUUCAGUAUAAUGGGAAAUACUUGCGUACUAGUAUGCAUCAGUGCGUAAAAAACUGAUCAAUGCCGUUAUGGUUUAUUCGUUUGCAUUCAGUUUGACCAACUGAUCUUCGUCGUUAUAAUGCUAUUUUAGUCUGGUUGUUUAGGUCCACAAAGUAUGGGUGGAAAUCUGACGCAUGAAAGUUGUACAUUCGUUAGAGGAUAUUAUCAUGCGCCAACAAUCGGUGGAUGCUAAUUUUUGUUCUCGCUACGUACUCAAUCGUCAAAACUAUUAGAUAGUGUGACGUUAAUAAAAUAAAAACGAACGGAACAUUACGUAUUUUCUUCAGUAUGGUUCCAGUAUGGGUGUAUUUAUAUAUAUCGUUGAAAAACUGGGUUCAUUUCUAGCCAUAUUAAUGCAUGUCGGCAUUACACUUGGAGUCUGAUUUAUUAAAGUUAAUAUACUCAAUACGAUUUGUAAAGCAAAAUUGCUUAUUAUACCUUGGAAAAAACGCAUUUCCCGGGUCCCUAUUGCAACGAAGACUAAAUCAACAAACAGCAAAUAUAAUCGAAGCCUUAAUUCAAAAAUCCCAGCAAUCAAUUGUAUCUGCAUGUAUAUUAAUUGAUGUGCGUUGGUGCGUAUCUUGCAGCACUUGUAAUAUAAUCCAUGUAACAAAACUAAUAAUACUAAUAAAUACAUAUAAUAAUGAUAAUUAUAACAAAAUAUAACACAUCAAUAACAUAAUAAUGUAUAUAUACUGUUACAAUAAACUGCGGUAAUACAAAUUCAUAUACAUUCGUUUGUGGUGCCCUAAAUGAACGUCUUCGUGAAUUUUUGAACUUGCUUAAAUGAUAGCCGACGGGCUUGUGUUUAAAAGACACGCACACAACUUUGAUUCUAAGUAAAUAAUAGAAUGGGGCUUAGUCCUGUGAGAUCAAACAAUUUGGUUAUAUUGGAAUAGGUUCGGUAUAUGUUUGGUUGAUGGUACGCUAAAAGCGCCUCUGUUAUUUCAAAAUUAUUGUGAUUAAACGAUUGCCAAUAGGCUUAUGAUGAUCAACGUUGGCUAUAAAUAAACAAAAAUCAGGUUGUUGGUAAAUAAGCAGUUCCAGUGCCUCUAUUAAAACUGGGACUUGAUCCCAAAAAGAAAAACAACGUGGUUUAUACAUACAAUGGUAUAUGGUUGGUUGGUGGUGCACUAAAUUGUGCUUAUGUAUUUCAAAAAUUAUGGUGUUGAAACGAUCGCCCAAAUUGGCUUAUGGUGAAAAGCUCGGUGAUCAUUUUUGGCUAUAAGUAAAUAUUAAAUAAAUAUCAAGUUCUUGGUAGAUAACGCCGUUCCCGGGUCUCUACCGAAACCUGGACGUAAUCCCGGCAGAACUAUGUGGUGGUAAUAUAUAAUGGUACAUGGUUGGUUGGUGGUGCACUAAAAUGUGCUUAUGUAUUUUCAAAAUUAUGGUGUUGAAACGAUCGCCAAAUUGGCCUAUGGUGAAAAGUCCGGUGAUCUCUUUUGGCUAUAAGUAAAUAUUAAAUAAAAUAUCAAUAUAAAGAAGUUCUUGGUAGAUAACGCCGUUUCCCGGGUCUCCACUUUAACCGGGACUUAAUCCCGGAAGAACUUUGUGGUGGUUAUAUAUAAUGGUACAUGGUUGGUAAAUGAAGCGAUAAAUGAGCUUCUAUAUUUCCGAAAUUACGGAGAAUACAGUUUUGCCAAUUGGCUUAUGGUUAAAUACCCAUUGAUCAUCUUUGUCUGUAAAUAAAUAAAUAUCUUGUUCUUGAUAGAUACGCAGUUCCAGUUUUCAAGUUGUGGUAAAACAAUCGCCAUUUGGCUUAUGGUGAAAAGCCUUGUGAUGAAUUUAAUGUAUUAAACAAAUCAAUAGAUUAUUCAUAGAUCUCUACUGAACUGGGACUUGCUCCCGGAAGAAUAAAGGUCGUUAUUUAAUGCUAUAUAGUUGGCUAGCAGUGCCGUAUUGUUUUCAUAUACUUGUUUAUCAAAUAUUAAAUAAAAGUGGUGUAUAGUAACCAAGAGGUCUACGUUGGAAAGCCCGACUUAAAAUGUUUGUUUUUAUCGAUUGAUGUACAAGUUACUUGAAAAAACACGUACAUACAACCGUAACAUAUACUAGUAUAUGACUUACUGUUCUGCUGUGUUUCAUAACUUAAGUUCGCCGUGGUAUUUACUUGAAACAUUUAAAAACUGUAUUACGUGUCAUUUUGUUGUAAGAUUUAAAACUCAACGGCCGAGUUUCUGGUGGUCUGAACCUGUAUAUUAAUCGGGUAUUAAAAUGUCACGUAAGGAACGUAUGAAUAAUCGGAUAAUCGAUGCUAUGGGAUGCCUAUCAUAGGGCAGUAGACGUGGCAGACGGUUCUGAUCUAGGCUUGCAAUAUUUAGGGAUCAACAUCACGUGGGGUUUUUAAAGACGGAAUGCGCCUGGAACACAAAGAAUAAUCCUAUAAUUCGCAAUUGCCCUUUAAUCAACAUAUCAACAUGCUGUACUUUUGACCUUCACGUAUGGCGGUAACGAAAUCGAACCCCGAUCAGUGUUACACAUUUUCCAUGAUUAUCGAUACAUGGUUGGCUACCUACAAUAGCUUAUCUGACGCGAUUCAAGUUUACUCCGUAAUCUUUCCGCGCAUAAACUGGCGCUAUGCUGAUAGCAAACAUAAAUAAAUAAAUAAGAAAGCAAAUAUAGAAUUCCUGAAUAGCGUUACUAUUCCUAUAUGCGGGAGGUUGCUAUAUCAAAUACCCUGACAUUGUUGAAUCGCUUGUCUUUUUCAAAUCUGAUGACACGCACAAGUUUUAGUUAGGAUCGUUAUCAUGUUGAACACUGACCGGAGCAAUCUAGCCUUUUAUUAAGCAAAGUUUCGUAUUUCCAGACCCGAUUUUAAUUCAUCGUUAUUGCUUGCUGGCGUGUGCUCGUUGCCGCUGUGUGGCGGAAGGCCCACUUCCUGCGGCCGUGGUCCUUUUUGGCAUAGUUUCCACGAACACACUUCCCGCUUGUCACGGGGGAUGGACAUUAUGUACUUAAAUUUAUUUCCCGCCGUUCUCGGGGGAACCUGUAUAAUACAAAUGAUCCCAGCCUUGACAUUAUUAUGCCAAACCUUUAAGAUAAUAAAUUGCAUAGUUAAACUGUUAUGCGUUUGUCGUUGAAUAAUAAUGUUUAUUAGCUCAAGAAUAAACUGUCUUAUUCAACGCAAACGCUAUUUUCCUAAGGGAUCGCCGAAACCCGAACCCCAAUUUUAUAACACAUCCUACCCAGUCUACUCUUACACAUAGACUCGUCCACUAAGUAUAAAAACACUGCCCGUGCACAUUGCCGUUCUUUUACUAGCUCCUCGCAGGGUAGGUCGCGCUAUGGUUUACAAGUUUACAUUUACCACCCACCCUCCCACUUAAUUUUUUAUUGUAACACGAUGCUUGCCAGAUUUUUGUUAUAUUUAAGUAUUGUCGAGAAUUACGAGCUCCAUUAGAAACCCACAUCGUCAUGGCUGGGACUUAUAACAGCGUACGGCACACCGUCAGUCUGUCCAAUGGUCUACUUAGUUCGUCCCCCGACGACAGGUUCCUGCUAAAUGUUCGAGUUUUGGCAAUGGAUGAAUCUAUGAAGCCAAUCAAGGACAAGCAGUUGAUCAUUGACCUGAUAAGUCCGACAAAUAUGACUGUAGGCAGGGUUAACAUUGAACCUGGGAGCAGUAGAAAUGGUUUCUACAGGGGACAGUUUCAGCUUCCGCCGUUUCCGGAUUUUGGAACAUGGAUAAUCAAAGCUAAGCUUGGAGGAAAGUUGGAGACGUAUGCAAUUUCUCCUAUUGAAGUACGCGACUUUGUUCUUCCUAACUUCGGUGUAGAGAUUUCAACUGGACAGGAGUACAUAUUUCCGGACAUGACUAAUAUGGGUGUUACAGUAUCAGCAAAAUAUGUCUACGGCAUGGCAGUUGAAGGGAAUGCAGGACUCGAGAUUAACGUCCGAAAGAAGGGUUACGUGUCAGACCCGAAGCGUGUAUUUACCAUUGGGAGACAGCAGCUUAACAACGGCAAGACAUUCUUUGUGGUCAAUAUAAAGAAGAUCGUUCAAGAGUUAGGAGGACAGUUUCCAGUGGAGAGCGUCUUACAGUUGUCAUCAACUGUUUAUGAGUCGGCAACCGGAAAGGAAGAGUCGGGAGACGAUGAUUCAGUAAUGUUUGUCAACUGUCCUUUCAAGUUUGACUUAUCGCGUUCGAAGACUACAUACCGGAAAGGCUUCACAUAUUACAUGCAGAUUUACAUGCUACAUGCUAACGGUAAACCGGCCAUUCGGGAGAGGUUUAGUCUAACAGUCGACGGAAGCAGUCCAGAACAACAUCGGACGAACAAAGAUGGUUAUUACCUGGCUCAUAUCCCAGUUGCAAACCAGAAUUUGGAGAGCAGGAAAAUAAAGGUAUAUGCUCCAGCGUUUGAAAACUGUGCAACAGAGAUGGUCCUUCAGCCAUAUACGGGUGGCAGUCAGAUUUUAGUGGAGAAAGUAGAAAGAGAAGGCGCCUCGUUCAUUAAAGUCAACACCAACAUCAACAUAAACCAAGUGGCCCAAUAUUCAGGCAUACUAAUGCUGAUAACAGCUCGCGGUAAGAUUGUGGAAACACAGUACUUUCCACCUUCCAAGGAUCUCACUUUCAAGUUGGAACAGGAUGUUUUAGACAAGGUGUCGCCCGCCGGCCGAGUGUUUGCUUUUUAUGUACACAACGCACAACUGGUAGCAGACUCGUCUUUUUUUCAUGUUGAUGCAAAAUGCCGAGUACAGCUAGAACUCCAUCCGGAGAAACUCGAGGUGAGGCCAGGUGAUUCGUCCAAACUUACUGUCACCGGGCCAUCCGGAAUGUGGGUGGGAUUCAACGUCAUCGACAAAGCGUUGCUGCUCUUAAACAGCCAAAACGUUCUUAGGGAAAAUAAGUUAUUCAGGGAAAUGGAAGUUCACGACCUCGGCUGUGGUGCUGUGGGUGGCACGAACAGCGAAGAAAUAUUCAAGAACGCGGGUCUGGCGAUUCUAACAAACGCAAAUGUGAACGAAGCACGUAUACAAAGAGAGACUACUGAGUGUGCCGCGAAGAAACGUAAACGUCGCACUGUCCCUUACGAGAACGUGUGUUGUGAAGAGGGCCGCAAGUAUGCUUCGGAUGUUAUGUCUGACAAAGAAAUGGAAAAGAUACAGUUCAAACGGGAAGUUUCUGAACCCGUUCCAGACACUGUGUGUUAUUCAAAGGCACGGAAAUUGGCCGAAACCUAUCAAACCAAUGAACCAUCUAAAUGUCCAAUGGCUUGUUUCGAAGCUUGCGUUGCUAAAAUGAAGGCUGAGCAAAGUGGUAUGUAUUGUGGAUCAGAUGUUGCCAGUGGCGGAUCGGUCUUGAGUGACCAAGAUCAAUAUGAACAGGACGUCGGCAUCUUAGCAGGAUUUGGCUUGUCGUUUAAAGUUCGUAAAAUCUUCCAAACAUCGUACUUUUUUGAAGAACACAUGAUAAGUGAUAAUGGACUUACCCUCGACCUUAAACAUAGAAAUUCUAUAACAGAAUGGUCAAUUCAAGCCAUAGGUAUAUCAGAAAACACCGGAGCCUGCAUCGCAGUUCCAAAAGAAGUGAAAACCUUAAAAGAGUUAUUUGUUCAAGUUGAUCUACCAUACAAAGUAACACGAAAGGAAAUGUUCAACGUGAAAGUGACAGUGUCUAAUUAUAUUGAACAAGAACAAAUUGCGCGUGUCUACCUGAAAGGCGUACGCGGUUUGUGCUAUGGCGUCUCUCCCGGCGAACAAUCACCACAGCAGCUAAUCACCUUGCCUCCAAACGGCGCAAGGACUCUGACGUUUCCAAUGAUACCCCUGGAAGCAGGAACCUUUCCAAUCGUUGUGUCGGUAUUUGUGACGAACGAUAACACACCGAGCGCAGAUAUAGUGGAAAAACAUCUGAUUGUUGUGAAUGAGGGUAUUAAUGAAAAACUGAACUUAACUGUAUGCCUUGAUCCGAAUAACCAAAUGGAAAACUGCAUCCAUGGUCCAGAAGUCAAAUACAAAGUAUACCGACAUUUGGAUGACUCGCCGACUGUGAGCAUGGAAGUAGAGCUACCAUUGCCACUAUCGUCUUUGCCUGGAACUGCUGUUGCUAAUGCAUACAUUAAAAGUAAUCUGAUGGAUGAUCCGGUUUCUUGUGUACUGGAAGGAGUGGACAAAAUGUUCAACGAACCUCAAGGCGAUGGUGAACAAAACAUGAUGUAUACAGCAACUAUUGUCUACGGAAUGUAUUUCCUGAAGCACACAGGGACAAUGAACGCUCAACAUGAGGAUUAUGGCAUUAGAUACAUGAGAAAUGGGAUAACACGACAACAAUCAAUGUAUCAGAAGGAUGACGGGUCGUAUGCUAUAUGGAAAACAUAUCCAACAAGUUUAUGGUUAACGGCAUUUGUUGCCAAAGUAUUCUGCCAAGCAGAGCACCUUGAAAGAGGAAUGUCUGAUCCAAAUAGCCUGCAGAAAACGUUAGCAUACAUUUCUAAAAACAAUUUGGAAGGUUCUGGCGAUUUCCGCGACGAUUCUCCGGUGGUACAAAAGGAAAUGCAGGGUGUGUUCGGUCAAGGCGAAACAAGAUCAGGUCCCUCGUUGACAUCUUUUGUUCUUACCUCCUUGCAAGAAUGCCCACAACGAACUGUGGAGGUAUACAAUUCCAUAAACCGAGCGGUGGCGGCACUUGAGAGAUUGCCAAUUAACGUAAGGAAGAACAAUCCAUAUCUUCUUGCAAUAUCAACAUACUCUUUAGCAUGUUUUCAUGUCAGUGACAAGACACACGAAUUUAGAAAGGAUCUCUACGAAAUCAGACGAAACGAUGAAGGUCGCAUGUAUUGGUCAAAUAGCGGUGUUGCGGACUCAUAUGCAAUAGAGACGACGGCAUACGCCCUCCUUGCUUUUCUGAAAUUUGAUGACUUUAAAACAAGCCACAAGAUAGUCGCAUGGUUGAUUACACAGAGCGAUGCGAUUGGAAAAUGGCGUUCAACGCAAGCCACAGUGGUUGCCAUGCAAGCCCUAGCCACAUACAGUGCGCGCACGUACAAUACAGAGGUCGACCUGAAAGUUGUUAUUGAAAAGGGAUAUUGGAAAACGGCAACAUAUGUUUACAGUGAAAACUCCCUACUGCAGAUACUUAUUCCGGACCUGCCCGUACAGAUCGGUCACAGAAAGUUCGAUGUCACAGCUAGUGGAAGAGGGUCGGGUAUAUUACAGAUUGACAUGUUUUACAACAGAAAAGCUCGAGAUGACGAAAUUUGCCCUUUCGAAAUCAGUGUAAUUGAUGUGCAACCCGUAGAUAGCGAUAUUGCUAAUAAUCCAAACAAGGAUCUCCUCAAAAGCAGAAAAUGCAAUGUGUGUGGAUAUUGCCAAGAACCUGAAGUCUCGGACUUUGAUCUAGAUAUUGACCGAAAUAAACGACAGGCAACGCAUAUAGCUCAACCCGCGCAGACAUGUAUUCAGUUUUCAGUAAAAUCGAAGCCGUCCACUCGUAACUCUAAUGACGCUGGUUUGUCGAUCGUUGAGGUCAACUUAGAGACAGGCGUUCGUGUUGUGGAAUCGGACUUGUUUAAGAUGCAGAACGAAGGUGUGUUUCCCCGCUACGAGAUUCCGAAGGAUGGAAAAGGAUUCGUUAUCUUUUAUCUGGACAGUAUAACGUCUGCUAAGACAAAACUUAUAUUCAGACUGGAAGACCAGUUUUCAGGCGACGAUUCAAGCCGCCAACCGGCAAUUGUUAAAGUUUACGACUACUACACGCCAGGACGAUCUUGUAUAAAGCAGUACGGUAUUGGCUCAAAUCCUAAACCGGGAAUAAAAUAUAUGUGUGAGGACGGGAGCGACCAGUGUCAAUGCAUGCAGAGUCAGUGUAUGAAGCAAGUGAAUCAGGAGCUCUUCGAAAUUGCAAAUACAAUUGCGUUAGAAAAAGAUGCUGUGAAAAGACGAAAACUUCGCAGCCCAGUCGGAAGCUCUGAUGGACUAUGCAUGCAACUUUGAAAAAGCUAACUUUGUUGUUAGAGUCAACGUGAAAGAGGUUGGUUUUAAUAGUGAAAGGGACGUAAAGUUUGCACAGGCUCUAAUCGAGGAAACAGCAUUGCAAGGCAGUCAACUCAUGAGAGAGGGAGACGAUAUGGAAUUCGAAUGGCCCUCGACAUGCACACAGCCGGAACUGACAGUGGGUAAAACCUACUACAUUAUAGCGAAGGACGGGACUUCUUUUACUGAAUACUAUGGAAUGACGAGAGUGAGGUAUCAACUGACGGGCACGGCACUCGUAAUCGACCCUGAGUUCAGACCACUUCUUCGUAGCAUCAUGAACAAUUUCGUAAAAGAUCUGGAGAAGAACAGGGGGUGCAAUAACUGAGCGUCGUAACAGUCAUCACUGAUUUGGCUACAUUUAUUCACAAUCAAUCGUUAUAUUGUAAUAAGAGUAUUCAUCGUACAUAUAAUCAAGCUGUAUAAUAAUCGGAUUUUAGUUUUUUUUUCUGUUUAUGUAUAUAUAUAUUAACCCGAGAUAUAGGUCUUCCCCAUGACCAAACACUUAAGCCAAUGAAUAAUGAAUACAAUUGAAGCAAACAUAUUUAAGGCACGUCUUAAUAUUAAAACUCACUGGGUAUUGUAUUUGACAUGGCUUUUCACCAUCUGCUAUUUGGUACAAAAAAAAUAAUGUAAUAAAAUUAUUCGCAAAUUAAGCGUAGGUGUGUGCUUUUGAGACGUAUGAUGAUGGCUAAAUUAAAGUUAAUAAAAUUGACAUGAGUUGGUGACCACAAACAUACGUGUGAACAUCCAUUGAUUGGUUUUAACGAGUAUUUAAGAUCAACUAUUUAAAGACAUGUAAGGACUUACUUUACUUUAUUAUUGUAUUAUUAUUGUUACUUUUCUUUCAUACAUUUAUUAAGUAUGAUUGAACUAUGUAAGAUGUAUUAUAAGUGUUUGUACAUAUAAAUACUAUAUAAUUUUGACGUAGCAGCAUAUGUUUACCUGCAAUAUUAGACCUGAAUAAAAGAACUAAAUGCGCAAAUAUUUCAGAGCGAACUAUUCAUAA
This is a messenger RNA of Dreissena polymorpha, 10250 nucleotides long. RefSeq names its product complement C3-like. The transcript is spliced from 39 exons. The coding region runs from base 4679 to 9202 and encodes 1507 amino acids. The record is from RefSeq and is a predicted model, not a curated record. Gene Ontology annotation, molecular function: endopeptidase inhibitor activity. Lineage: Eukaryota; Metazoa; Mollusca; Bivalvia; Myida; Dreissenidae. Gene Ontology annotation, cellular component: extracellular region.